AUGGCCAUGGCGGUGGUGGGGCAGAGAACUAGUUCAAGGCAUGUUAUGGCUUUUCACAACUCAUCCUCAAGCCCUAGUGUCACCAACAGUCAGCAUGUUGGACUUUUAGCAAUUCCUAUGUCUGGAUCAAUUAUUAGUCCUGUCACCUGUGCCUCAGAAACUCCAGACCGCCCGAUCGGAUAUGGUGCAUUCGGCGUUGUAUGGGCCGUGACCGACCCCAGAGACGGCAAACGUGUGGCGCUGAAGAAGAUGUCCAAUGUUUUCCAGAACGUCGUGUCUGCCAUCCGUGUGUACCGCGAGCUGCGCAUGCUCUGUCACUUCAGGCACGAGAACGUUCUCUCAGCGUUGGAUAUACUGCAGCCCGGAGCCAUGGAUUUCCUGCACGAAAU
Candidula unifasciata is the source of this 389-nucleotide messenger RNA. Lineage: Eukaryota; Metazoa; Mollusca; Gastropoda; Stylommatophora; Geomitridae. The record is from the annotation of a GenBank genome assembly.